Molecule: messenger RNA, 957 nt
Organism: Meloidogyne enterolobii
Lineage: Eukaryota; Metazoa; Nematoda; Chromadorea; Rhabditida; Meloidogynidae
Source: the annotation of a GenBank genome assembly
AUGAAAUGUUCACUUCGUGGGGUUGUUUUAAAAGAUUAUUUAGCUGCUAGAACUUUAAUUUCAAAAAUUGUUGGAUUAACAUUUUCACUUGGUUCUGGAAUUCCUAUUGGGAAAAUGGGUCCAUUUGUUCAUGUAGCUGCUAGUACAGCCAAUUUAUUAAGUAAUGUUGCUGCUAGAUUUGAAGGGGCUUAUGGUAAUGAAUGUAGAAAAUCUGAAAUGUUAGCAGCUGCUUGUGCUACUGGUGUUGCUUGUUGUUUUAGUGCUCCUAUUGGGGGUGUUUUAUUUUCAAUUGAAACAACAACAAUGCAUUUUUCUGUUCGUAAUUAUUGGCGAGGUUUCUUUGCUGCAGCAUGUGGUGCUACCGUUUUUAGGUUACUUAGAGUUGUUGCUUUUGAAACUGAAGUUACACUUGUUGCCUUUUAUCAAACACAUUUCCCUGAAGAUGCUUUUGAACCAGAAGAAUUACCUUUUUUUGCCCUUAUUGGAUUACUUUGUGGUUUUAUUGGUGCUGGUUUUAUUGUUUUUUAUAGAAGUUUUGUGAUUUUUCUUAGACAAAAUUCUUUUGUGAAAGAACAAAUACGUAAAAAUUGGUUAAUAUAUCCGGCAAUUAUUGCUUUUUUAGUAGCAACAGUAACAUAUCCAAGAGGUUAUGGACGUUUUCUUUCUGGAAGAUACAAAUUCACCCGUACAGUAAUUGAUUUCUUUUCGAAUUGUACUUGGUCUAAAGGUCUUCGCCAUCCAAUAUAUUCUCCACAUGGAUGCCAUUCUGAAUUACUCGGUUCUUGGAGUAAUCAUGAGGGAUACGGUCCAUAUAAUGUAUUUUUGGUGUUAACUUUGUUUGCUUUUACAUUUUUAUUAUUAUCCGCUCUAUGCAAUACAAUGCCAAUUCCUUGUGGAAUGUUUAUGCCUUUAUUUGUUGUUGGGGCUGCUUUUGGAAGGUAAAUUAAAUUAUUUCUU